Molecule: messenger RNA, 958 nt
Organism: Momordica charantia (bitter melon)
Lineage: Eukaryota; Viridiplantae; Streptophyta; Magnoliopsida; Cucurbitales; Cucurbitaceae
Gene: UBC22
Product: ubiquitin-conjugating enzyme 22
Source: RefSeq, a predicted model, not a curated record
AUUUUCUGCUGCUGGAUUGCUUACACUCAGAAAGUUCAAAUUUUGGGGCUCAGUUUCUGUUGAUUGCUGAAUAAGUUAUUCGCUUUAGCAGCAGCGAAGAAGUGCCUUUGUUUUUCCAUUGGAUAUGGCCACCAAUGAAAAUCUUCCACCAAAUGUUAUAAAGCAACUUGCGAAGGAGUUGAAGAGCCUUGAUGAAUCCCCACCUGAAGGCAUAAAAGUAGGCGUUAACGAUGAUGACUUCUCAACAAUAUAUGCUGACAUUGAAGGCCCAGCGGGGACUCCUUAUGAGAAUGGCCUUUUCCGCAUGAAGUUGAUUUUGUCUCAUGAUUUCCCAUGUUCUCCUCCCAAAGGUUACUUCCUUACUAAGAUCUUUCAUCCAAACAUUGCAACCAAUGGCGAGAUUUGCGUCAACACUUUGAAAAAGGAUUGGAAUCCGAGCCUCGGGUUGCGGCACGUCCUAAUUGUUGUUAGAUGUCUACUGAUUGAGCCAUUUCCAGAAUCAGCUUUGAAUGAACAAGCUGGCAAGAUGCUACUUGAAAAUUACGAUGAGUAUGCCAGACAUGCCAGGAUUUAUACUGGAAUCCAUGCAAAGCCAAAACCGAAGUUCAAAACCGGAGCCAUCUCCGAAUCGACAACUGCCCUCAAUGUUGACCCAACGAAUGCAUCUGCACUAAAUACAGAUCUCAAAAACACAUCUGCUGCUGCACUGCCAUUGGCAUGUCCAACUGCCCAUUCUAACACCGCAGUCAGAGGCGGGCAGGAGCAGCAGUCAAAUGCUGCAACACCAACCACAGAAUCUGGAGUCGGGGGUUCCGGGGUGGCUGCAGCAGCAGUGAAGAAGGAAGCUGCUGCUGGGCCACCCUUGAAAAUGCAGGCUGACAAGAAGAAAAUAGAUGCGAGAAAGAAAAGCUUGAAGAGAUUGUGAUGCUAUGAAAAUGUUUAAGUAAUGGGCAGUUUU